AUGGAUCCUAUGGAUUUCAUGCUAUCAAGCAACCACCGGGCUUCCGGCCAUUAUGACCCUGUGCAUUCUGCCUCAAACCAUUGGGCACCACAUUCUCAGGCACAGAACUUACCUGCGUAUCCAUGGCACGUCCAAAACCCAAGCUUACCUCACAUCUACUCACAUCCCUAUACCAUGCCGCCACACAGCUCCGUUCCAGAUCCGUAUGGGCAUCAUGCAGCUAUGUUACCACCAAUGUUAGGCAUGCCGUCUCCGGGCCCGUUUGCAGGUAGCAUGCCUGGGCCAGCAUCGCCACGGCCAAAUGGCCGUGCUCAUGCGUAUCGCAACAGUAUGCCGGUUGCCGUUGCUCCAAUACCUUCUGGCACUGGUAGCUACAAUCAUGAUGCAGCAUUCGCAAACCAAAUUCCUGCCAACAGACCUUCGGAUUUUCAGCCACCGGGACUCGGUCUAGGCAUGCCUCCUCUCGGAGCCAACCACCAGGAAGUUAAUUCACUACAACGUUCGGCGUAUGUCCAUGGUGAUUCAAGCGCCAAUGGCAUGAAUCAUAGCAACACUGGUUACUUUCCACAGUUUCUCCCAGCCCCGCUGCCCCCUCAAACUCACAUCCCGGCACCGACAAGAAGAGGCCACUUCACUGCUGCAUCGUCAUCUUCCAGGCCAUUCGGUAAUCUUCCCUCUCCUACUAGGCCUGCUCCUUCUUCAUCUGGGUUUCGUCGAUUUCACCCCCGACAACGCAGGCGCAUAAUGUCGACGGAGUCCGGACACGACGAUAAUGAGGAUGACGGGUAUCAUGGCCAUCACGAGCAUGUUCUCUACAGUCCGAAUGGCUCCGAGUCAUCACCAGAGGUGGAGGAGGCCUUGAUCCGACAGAUGCAAUUUGUUAGAGGCUCUUUGACGACCAAGAUGGUGGCUUCCCAGCUAACGCUCCAGUCACUCGUGAGCGUCAAGCUUGAGGACUUAGCUGAGACGGACCGAAGUUGUGUAAUUUGCUAUAACGAAUACGGCGUUGAUACUCCAGAAGGUAUUAAAGAGGCUCCCCUCCGUCUACCGAAAUGUGGACAUGUUUUUGGCGACCACUGCAUCAAGAAGUGGUUCGAGGAUUCGGAUAGCUGCCCAUACUGUCGAGACAGGCUACAUUCAGAGCCUAAGGCACAGCCAAAUUCGUCCGCCACCGCGUUCCUCAGCCUGAUAAGAAAUAGAGGCGCCAGCAUUCAUCCAGCGAUGGCAGCAAGUGGUCCACAAGAUGAGGCUCUGGCGCGGGCAAUUAUGGCCAGAUAUGGAGCCGCAGGUCCAUUGAACAAUGGCUCGCCUCGAUAUUCUGCACAAGUACCUGGAGAAGGAAGGCCACCCCCCAGAGAAGGUGUUGAACACCAGCACCGUCGACUUCGAACACGGUACGGCAGCUCAUCCACGCGUGACAGCUUAGCAUUGCCCGAAAAUCGCAGCCAAGCGACGUCGAUGUCCCCACAGCCGGUAGCGGUUGGUUCUAGUCUAUCAGCCAUACCGCAGCAAAGCGAACGUCCCCUCACGGGGAGACAGAUACAUGAGUGGACAGGUGUACCCACCCAGAACGCAAGCGAUGGGUCGACGGCGGUCCGGGGUCACAACAAUGAAACCGAAUCAUCGACUGGAGCGACGCCAGUAGUAUUGCCAAUCUCACCUUUGUAUGCAACACAAGAGGAUGAAGCUCAACACUCGAAUCCCAGGACUCUUCGGAAUCCAUUACAAGCACAGACGAGUUCCCCAUUUGAGGGUCUGGGGAACAACGAAGCGGCACCGGAUAUGACAUAUCACGGCAACCGCAAUUGGUGA
Messenger RNA from Fusarium fujikuroi IMI 58289, 1812 nucleotides. RefSeq lists its product as uncharacterized. The transcript has 4 exons. Lineage: Eukaryota; Fungi; Ascomycota; Sordariomycetes; Hypocreales; Nectriaceae. Bases 1 to 1812 code for a protein of 603 amino acids. The record is from RefSeq and is a predicted model, not a curated record.